Messenger RNA from Frieseomelitta varia, 4744 nucleotides. RefSeq names its product regulator of G-protein signaling 9. Gene Ontology annotation, biological process: intracellular signal transduction; G protein-coupled receptor signaling pathway; regulation of G protein-coupled receptor signaling pathway. The transcript has 16 exons. Lineage: Eukaryota; Metazoa; Arthropoda; Insecta; Hymenoptera; Apidae. Bases 332 to 3076 code for a protein of 914 amino acids. The record is from RefSeq and is a predicted model, not a curated record.
GCUGGUGUUGAGAAUGGUCUAGCGCGGGUGUGCGCGCGCGGUGCUGCCUCGACGGCAUACAGUGCGGACGGUGGCUUUAGAUUCAAAGCUGCGGAAGAAAGGCCGCGAGCUCGGCCCUACUCCGAUGGCCUGAUAUACACUACAAAACGCGUAUAUGAAGCUACACUGCCCUGACUCGUCGAUGGGCGUGCGGGGGUGACUGGAGUGAUGGGAUGGGGCUAGAGCCCCAUGGAGUUCGGGUAGACCCGUCUCCGGCCCAACUCCCCAGCCCCCUCCGCCAUCGAUAUCGCCACAGCUCCUGCCAGCGUCGCAGAGGGCCGCCUCGAUCGCGAUGGAGGUCUCUAAUAAUCAACAACAGAAAAAGGAGCCACGCGUUCAUAGGCCUUACGCCUUCGACAAGAUGGAGGGGCUGGUGCGGGAGAUGCAAGACCCUGAGAACGGGGUACCCGUGCGCAGCCAAAAACAAUUUCUCACCUCAAUUCCCUCAGCUUUCAUGGGUGAGUGCCAUCGGUAUCUACGUUGUGGAGUAAACGUAAGCGGCCAUCACGGCCAGGACACUACAGUAGGGUGCCUGCAUGUUGCAGGUUACGAUCUCAUCGAGUGGCUGAUGGAGCGGCUUUCCAUCGAGGAAUCAGUAGAGGCGGUCCAUAUUGCCAAUCAGCUCUGCCAGUAUGGCUACUUCUUCCCGGUGAAUGACUCCAAGACACUCACCGUAAGGGAUGAUAGUUCUCUGUAUAGAUUUCAGACACCAUGUUAUUGGCCAUGGCAACAUAGAAUCCCCGAUAAUGUGGAAUAUGCUAUUUAUCUGGCUAAAAGAACUCUAAGAAACAAGCAACGACACGCUCUUGAAGAAUAUGAAAUUGAAGCUUUACAAAGUCUACGUAGGAACUUGCAGAACAAGUGGGACAUUAUACAAUUACAAGCCGAAGAACAGGUACGCUUAGCGAAGGAGCGAAAAAAGGGAGAUAAAAUAGUAAGCGAUUCCCAAGAACGAGCAUUUUGGAGAGUUUACAGACCACCACCUGGUUGUCUAAGUAGUCUCGAAGUAGCACCUGUUCCUACGCGUUUUCGCCCUGGACUUUCGCGUCCUCCUUCGCGUAAACGCACUUUGACCGAUCUGCAACGCGAGGUGGCCCUUUUGAGGAACAGUUUAACACGUACAAGAAUAAAAGUUUCGUCUGCGAUCGAAAACUUAAAGUCAUACUUUGAUACAUAUGUGGAAUAUGAUCCAAUGUUUGUGCAGCCACAACCUUCUAAUCCAUGGGUCACCGAGGAUCAAACAUUCUGGCAGUUAAAUAGUCCUCUGGUAGAAGUUCCUACGGAAAAACGCGUCAAGCGCUGGGCACUAUCAAUGGAAGAACUAAUGUCUGAUCCUACUGGUUUGCAAGAGUUCACAAAUUAUUUGAGGAAAGAAUAUAGUCAUGAAAAUAUACGAUUUUGGUUAGCGGUUAAAGAUUUGAGGCAUAGUUUUCAAGCACAAAUACCCGACAAAGUCAACGAAAUUUUCAAAGAAUUCCUGGCACCUGGAGCACCUUGCGAAAUAAAUAUAGAUGGGAAGACAAUGGAAAAAGUACAUCAAGAAAUGAAAAAUCCAAAUCGAUUUACAUUUGAUUGCGCCGCUGAACAUGUGUAUACGUUACUUCUAAAAAAGGAUUGUUAUCCUAGAUUUAUUCGUUCCGAUCAGUAUCGAAAUAUCUUAGCUGCUGGUGUGCAACCUUUGCAAAAAAAAUGGUUUUUUAGCUUUGGCGGGCAAGCUAAAAAGAAAAUUUCUUCGACUUCAACUACAACUUCGACUUCAACUUCAACUUCUACUCCAACGACUACUACCAUUUUACAACAGCAUGCUGUUGGCAGUGGAGGAAGCAGUAGUAAACGCAGGGGAAGCGAUCGGAGUCUCUCUGGAUCUGCUCAUGAGUUGGCCGUCUGUGGUGUUCGAGAUACAACGUCGGUGACUAGAGUGCCGCAUUCUCACAGUCAAUCAAAUCUCACCGAUAUUCCAUAUAGGGGAGAUCUGGCUCGACUUGUAAAGAUUCCAACAAGGCCUAUUCCGCAUAGCGUUCAGGAUGCUGGCACAUCGGAAACAGUAACUCGCCCUAUGGACGAUGUUUGCCCGUGGGACGUAGCUCCAGGACCGAGUAUAGAACGCGUCAUAGAUACCACACAGCUACAUCAUCAAACAUCAUCUGGAAUAAUGUCGUCGGUUGAAAGUCAAGGAGAAGAAGGCAAUAAUUUGAUUGCUCAGUCACAAUCUGUCGAAGUUGUACGUGCAUCUCGGAAAAAUUCUUCGCAAUUGGAUUCCUGUAGUUCUUCAUCUGAUGUCAGUUUAGUGGUAGCAGAGGUCUCUGAUCAUCUUCGAAAGUCUUGUAGUUUGCAACACAGUAGUAGCACAGCUGGUGUGACGACUACCGAACGAAUUGGCAUAACAACGCGAAAUUAUUCCAUCGGCUCGACUAGCGGAAGAGUGAAACUUUCAGAGAUCAGUCGGCCGUUCGCUUCGUCCUGUAAUUAUCCGUCGCCGCAACAUUCGUUCGAGUACUCUCAUGCAACUGACAGGUUGGACAUGUCCAUCACAGGGAAGGGUAUUGCCGAGGUGUCUGAAACUAAUACGAGGUCAAAGUCUCUUGAGAAAGAACUGACGACUAAAUCUUUAACCAAAGCUCCUCUAAUAAGCAUUAGUGCAAUCGUGGGCGAUCUAGCGAGCGAUAUCUCUACAGUUGAAGCCGAGGGGGAAACGAAUGAUAAUCAUGCGAAGAUAAUAAAGGAAGAAGAGACAGAAGUCGAGGAAAGAAAGCAAAAGUUGGAGCCUGAUAAAGGUGAUGCAACGGUGGCAGUUAUCGCCGAAGGAAAUUUGGCAAUUUCUGCUCAGGUAGAAACUGAGACGGAGGAAUCGCUGGAAGAGGCGCAGGUUGUCCCUGUUUGGGAGCCGGACACCCAACAGGACGAUCAAAUAGCGCCCGUUACCCAAUCAGCACCUCAGCAAAAGCGUGACAAUAACGUUAACGAAGUGUGCCCGUGGGAAGACGAUGGUGAUGGCGGUGAUAUCAGUAUUAUGAAUAUAAAAAGACAGUGUUCAUAAACGACAACAAAGUACAACAAACUAUAACGAUCGAUAAUUAUUUUGAUAUUAUUAUUUUGAAGAUGAAUACCGAUAUGCACUGUUGGAUAAAUUUUUACGAAAUAUUUUUUAUAAUUCAUUAUCAUUAUUUUCAGCAGGCACUAAUAUUUUCAAAAAAAUUGACGCAGUAUAUACAAAAUUUCGAAAUAAUAGCUCACUGUUGUAAUUUCUAUUCUAGCUAACAGUAAGUAUCGUUAUUGUUUGUGACGCGAAUUGUCUUGUACGAUAUAAGUAGAGAUUUGAUUGCCGAACGAGUUUCGAGCUAUGUCAAGCUUUCGGGUAAAAACAAGCGCAAAUAAAAUCAAGAAAAAGAAAUAUUACAUUAUUUGAUUGUACGAUUCGGAUUAUGUUGCUCCUCGUACUUUAAUAUUUCCAAAUUACGUACAAAGUGAAACAAUCAGACGUUUGUUUCAUCGAUUUUUAUCUUUCCUCCAUUUUUAGAUUCGCCAAUAGUACAAAUAAAAUUUAAAGUAUAGCGUAAUUUACGGGUAAGCCUGACUCAGAUAAAAUCUAGACCUAGCCCAAACAGUAAAUAACUUUUAAGACUUAUUUGAAUAAAUGAAAUUGCUGUUAGUCAGAAAAUUGAAAUUUAUUCGAUUCGGUUAUCGACUGUUGGAAUUAUACAUAGGUAUUUCGAAGUAAAGUCGAUUAUUAAAAUUAUCACAAUUUUCAUUACUUAUCCUUAUUUAUAUACUGUUACUGUUCUCCGAUACGAUGAUCUCCUCAUAUCUACGACAUCCCUCAAUAUCUACAAUACAACUGUGCUAGAUAAGAGAAUGAGCCGUGUUUACCAGGAAAAGACUGAAAACGUACCUGAAAUUUGCCUCUCCCUUGAAAAUGCAUGUAAAAGGUUCUAAGACUAACUAAGUUUUAGAAUAGCUAGUAUUCUGUCUCAUCGUUUCGAUAAAAAAAAAAGAAAAAAAAAAGUAAAACAAAGUAAUAAUAAAAGAAUACAUCGACAAGGACGAAGAAGAUAAUUAAUUAAGCGACGUAGGUGAGAAAAGAGGUGACCGAUUCAAGAUUUCAGCGAUCCUUGACGUGUCCCGAGAUGUUUCAUCUGUAUUUUGUAUUAGAUCGAUCCAUCGCCAAAUCGUUUUAACGAAUGUGCUAAACAUGCGUAUCUAGUGAAUUAUACUAAUAGAACUGAGAAACUAGCGUAGAGAGAUUCUUACCGCACCGAUAUAAUAACAUUUAUUCAGUAACAUGCUGUUCUUGUAUCAUCGACUCAAAGAGAAAUAUCGUUUCAAUUUCAAUUGGUUUUUCAAUGCACAUUGAUUUUCGUAAAGACGAUUCAAAGAAAGUUACAAUUGGAAGGAAUUUAAGAAAAAAAUGUCGAUAACGAAAUAAAAUUUUCAGAAAUUUUAAGGAAAUACAUUUGCACGAGGCAGAACAGUUGAAGAAAUGCAUCCUGAUAUGUAUGUACAUUUCCUACAUUUGAAAUCUUUGACAAUUGUUUUCGAUUAUGGCGUGAUUCUGUAUCGCAAUAUUUGAUAAUGAACGAAAGGAAAAGAAAGGAAAGGAAAGGAAACGAAAAUAAAAGAAAAGAAAAAAGAAAUACAAUCUUUUUGCAAAGCGCAUUGUCAAUGAAAGAUUUGCGAAUGAAAAGUAGAAACAAAAGCAAAAGGAGAA